GUUGACGUUCACGUCCAUGCUCUGCCCGUGCGGUGGGCAGCCAGAAUGGGAUCCAGACGCAGGCUCGGCCGUCUGCACGAGUUGCGGAACGCUCCAGGAUGCGUCUCAGACUGUCCUUGCCAACGAGCUUGACUACGCCACGGACAGUGCUCGCCACUUUCUCCUCAAUCGUACCAAUCCGACAACUCUCAAGAGCGUCCGCUCAGGCUCUGGCCCCUCCUGGGACCUCGCAGGUCAGGGAAAGGAGGCUAAUCAUGAACGGAACAAGCUAACGAUCCAUGAAUCUAUUCGCACACUCGCGAUUCGUCUCGCCCAGCCGGGCGCAGCUCCUCGCGCUCAGGUUCUCUUCGAUAUCGCGAUGCAGCGAGCAAAACUCCGCUGGGGACGCACCGCGAAGCUUGCCUCUGGCGCCACACUCGCCCUCGCUCUUCGCGAAGCUAGUCGGGGUGACCUGACGAACGACAUCGCCUACCUCCUCAAUCUCUCACCUAACGCCCUCUCACGCGCCCAAAUCCGGCUCAUUCCCCUCCUCGAACUAACCCUUCCACAAGCAUCUCCAACAGCCCACAUACCCGCGCUCAUCGCCCAUCUUACCACUGUCGUAUCCUUGCAUUCGACAACAUCGAAGCCGAAGAGAUCUAAUUCGUCCACGACACCUAAUACGAAUGUCACCCCUACACCGAGCCACACUUCCAUUCCUACUUCUACUUCCCCUAAUAAUACGAUAAUCCCGGCUUCAGCAGCCAACUCCGAGUGGGCCCCACCGCAACCGACAUGCACUCUCCCAAAUGACCUCCAAGCCUUCCUCCGCCCUCUCCUGACACCCUCCAAAGUCCCCGCCAUACUCCACACCGCUAACGGACUCUUCCAGCUUCUCACUUCUCCUUCUCCCCCUCUAUCCUCUGCAGCAAACACUCAUGCUUCAAAUCCGCCAGAGGACACUCCCAACGCCCCGGCACAGGAUAUCCUAGAUCCUGCGGCCACAACCGUCCAAAAACUCCUCGCUCUUCCCUCCGCCCUUGCCGCCUCAUUGCUCAUUCUCUCCCUCGAAGCACAUGCCACACCUGUCCCCCGGGCCGCGCCACACGUGCUCGACCUUGCGAAAGAAUUAGGGAAGAGGAUAUCAUUAGGAGGGGGUGUGGUCAUGGAAAGAUAUAGAGUGCUCGUGGACGUUGUUGAGAAGGGGAUCGAGGAAUUGCCUUGGCUAAGUGGGGCUACGAGUUUAGGGAGUCGAGGUGGGAAGGGCGGAGGGAAGGGGAAGGGGAAAGUUAAGAGCAAGAGUGCUGACGCUGGAGAGAAGGGGAGGGGGAAGGACAAGACGGAAGGAGGAAGGAGAGGUAUUGUGGCGAAGGCGGUGGUUGACGUCGUACAGUUCCGGCAGGAUGUAUGGAGAAGAAAGAUCCAGGAAGGCGGGAGGGUUGACAUUGACAUUGACGAGGAAGAUGAUGGUGAGGGAAGUGAUGGGUUGAAUUUAACGGUGGAUUUGGAGGGCGACGGAGAGGGAGCAACUGGAACCACUGGUCAAAAUUUGCCACAUUAUGAUUCUGCACCGACUACUACAACCACAGACGACGAAGCAAAUUCUAAUCCACGGAAGCGCAAAGCUACUACUAAUCUACGCCCCUAUUCAACGAUAAAUUCACUCUUGCCCUCUUCAUCAACGGCGCCACCGCCACACCUCCGUCCCACCCUCAUCCCCCACAAACCACCAAAACGACCCCGUUCAGCCCGUACCCUCGCCGAAUCUUUUCUUCUAUCCCCUCUCUCUUCACCAUUGCCAUCUACCUCGUCUACACCAAGAUCGACGCCGACCACGUCCAAGAUCAAGUCUCAUUUCGCCGACAAACCACCAACUCUCACUUCGUCAUUAUCCCUCGAGCACACGACCCACUUACUAGCCCCCGAAGUUAGUCUGUCAGAUCGUCCACCAAGUAGGCUGCAGUUAUUAGCCGCAAUGAGGGGUGGCGAGGGAAAUGUGGGUGAUGAUGAAUUGUUUGACGAGGGGGAGUUGGAAGGAUUCUUAGUUGGUGUCGAUAGCGAGGAUGGGAAGGAGGGCGUGGCGGAUGAGAUGAAGAUAAGGGAGUUUGAAGAUGAUGAGAUGAAAGAUAGGAGAGGCGUUCUAUGGUCUAUCUGGGGUACAGAGAACGUAGGGAAUAACGGACAAGAACACCCACCUAUAACGAAGACGCAGAAAGGCCCUCCAAAACCCAGAGGGAAAGAGCGCUUGAAUAUGGAGGCUUUGGCGAAACUUUUGCAUGAUGAUGAAUCUGCAGUUAUGGGAAUCGAAGGAGGGCUCGAUGCGUUAUAUAGUAUGGAUGGGGGACAUGAGAAAGAUGACGAGGACGAGGAGGAAGGCUUUGGAUAUGGUGAACAUGGAGAGGAGGAUGGUGUGGAGGUGAGUGACUGGAGGCCGGCGUCGCCUGGAGGUGAUGUGGGCGGGUGGGAUGAAGGGUUUUGUGACUGA
Molecule: messenger RNA, 2464 nt
Organism: Stereum hirsutum FP-91666 SS1
Lineage: Eukaryota; Fungi; Basidiomycota; Agaricomycetes; Russulales; Stereaceae
Exons: 3
Coding region: 17-2464 (815 amino acids)
Source: RefSeq, a predicted model, not a curated record